GGAAUCGAACCGCUGUUGCUCAGAGCUCAAACUCUUGAGCGAGCUUUUAACCAACUGAGCCACUCGGCCGGCCCCAUUCUACCCAUUUCUUAGUGGUGUCACCUGGAGCAGCCACAGCGGUGACCCCAAGUCCCUCCUCCAGGACCUGGCAGCCAGCCCUGUGCUGGAGGUCUGCCUCCUCCAAUCCGCCUGGCUGGUGACCUAGCCACUGGUCAUACUGGUGCUCAACUCUACCUCCUGCUGGGCCCUCCCUGGGCCUGAGACCCCCUCAUGCUGGGGCACCUCUGCAGUGGGUAUCUUACCCCCAGGGCAGCCCCAUGUCUGCUCUUCUGGGAGGCAAGUUGGGGAGGGGGCGGAGGCCCAUGUGAGCAAGGGCGCCUGGGAACCCCUGCGGAGGCCUGGCCACCAGCAGGGUCAGGCAGAGGAGGCCCCGCCCAUCCUGUCCCACCAACCCAACCCCUUUCUUUGGACUUUGAUCUGAAUCACACGGACUUUAUUUUGAGGCGUGGACUGUCCUGCGUUCACCACAUAAACACUACCCUUUGCUGCUGACACUUGCACCAUUCCUGAGCUCAUUUUGGACUGUUUCUUUGUAUAGUAAAUGUAAUUCAGCUCUGACCUCCAGGCUGCAUUUUAUGUGAAUUAAAAGUCUCUGGUUUUAACUGGCUGGAGGGUUGGAGGUGUGAUGCAGGGGGGUGGGUCUUUACUCUGAGAAGGUAGGUCCAGCACAGCUUUGUUGACCCCUCCGUUCCCCAUGACUGGCCGGACUGGGAGGCCUGAGCUUGGCUACAGCCGCCCCCCAUUACUGGGCAGGCUGCAUUUCAUGGUGAGCCAGGCAGGCAGCCCUCCCCAGCCUGUCCCUCCCUCUGUGGUAGGGAAGCAGAUGCUGGCAGACCACUUGCUCUCUGCUGCCCCCAAACGCUAGAACCUGGGAUUCUGAACCCUUGCUGAUGACUGGCGGGGCCUAAGAGCUGAGCUCCUUGUUGCCUGAGAGGGUGGUGCACAUGGAGCCAGGAGUGCAGCGUGGGACCAGGGGUGGGCCAUGCCCUGAGACUUACUCCAGCCUUGGGGACCAGGGCCCAGGGGUGUGGUGAACGCCCUGGAGGUCAGCAGGGAUGGGGGGGACAAUGCUCUGAAUGCGACACUCAGUGGCCCCACACUCAGACCACACUUUUGCCUGCAGCUUUUAGGAGGGUCUUGGGCCUUGAGCCCCGUCUGGUCUGGCCCAGUGCCCCCCCCCCGCACACCCAUGGUCCUCUCGCAGGGCAGACCAGUGGCAUCCUCCAAACCUGGGACGCCUCUCUGUCUCAUUUUGACCAGACCAGGCUCUUAUUACCCGGCCUCCUGGGUCAGAAGGUCAGACACAGGGUCACGGGAUGUUUUCCAUCCAGUCUCAGCAGAUGCUCCUGGGGCCCCAAGGAAGGGUUUGUAAGGGCGGAUUCUGGCAGCCCCUGCGUUUGAUCUCCCUUCCCCCUCCUUCCCAGUCCUGAACCAGGGCUGGGAGGGUCCGCCAGACGGCUUUGAUCCCCCGAGCCCAGGGCCUGGAGGGAGGAGGGGCUCCGGUUACAGUGUCCCCUCCCCUCCCCUCUCCGGCCAGAGCCGGCCGGCCCUUCUCCGCCCCUCCGUAACCCUCGUGGCCAGUGUCUCCUUGCUCCUGGGCCUCAGCCCCUCCCGAGCCCUGCCCCCCCUCCCUGCUCCCUGCCCUACGCUGACCAUAGAGGGGCCAGACUGGGAAGAGGCCGCGCCAGAGCUGAGAGAGACCUGGAACCCACCCAGCCCUCCACACACGGGUGUUGAAACAAGCAUCUGCUGUGGGCUCAGACCUUGGGGGCCAAAGGGAAGCCAGGAGGACCAGCCCGAGGGCAGGGGCACCGACUAAGGCCUGGAAGGGUGGAUGCCUGCAGGGAGCUGGGCUCGCUGGGGCCUGAGGGGCUGGCGGCCACACACCCCCGCCCCCUGGCCCAGUGGUCCCCAUGUCGGCCCAGAGGCUGCUCCUGCCGCUACUCCUCAUGGUUGGGCUAAUCUUGGGGGCCAGCCUGCCGCAGGGACCUGGGAGCCACCCGGGGGUGUGCCCCAACCAGCUCAGCCCCAACCUGUGGGUGGACGCCCAGAGCACCUGUGAGCGUGAGUGCGUCGGGGACCAGGACUGCGUGGCCGCUGAAAAGUGCUGCACCAAUGUGUGCGGGCUGCAGAGCUGCGUGGCUGCCCGCUUCCCUGAUGGUGGCCUGGCUGUGCCCACACUGGUGGCCUCGUGCGAGGGCUUCACAUGCCCGCAGCAGGGCUCUGACUGUGACAUCUGGGAUGGGCAGCCUGUGUGCCGCUGCCGUGACCGCUGUGAGAAGGAGCCCAGCUUCACCUGCGCCUCCGACGGCCUUACAUACUAUAAUCGCUGCUACAUGGACGCCGAGGCCUGUUUGCGUGGCCUCCACCUGCACGUUGUGCCCUGCAAACAUAUCCUCAGCUGGCCACCCAGCAGCCCAGGGCCACCCGAGACCACCGCCCGCCCGACGCCUGGGGACGCCCCGGUGCCACCAGCCCUCUACAGUAGCCCUUCCCCCCAGGUUGUGUAUGUGGGGGGCACUGCCAGCCUCCACUGCGAUGUCAGUGGUCGCCCGCCACCCGCUGUGACUUGGGAGAAGCAGAGUGACCAGCGGGAGAACCUGAUCAUGAGGCCAGACCAGAUGUACGGCAACGUGGUAGUAACCAGCAUAGGGCAGUUGGUGCUUUAUAACGCCCGGCCUGAGGAUGCGGGCCUGUACACCUGCACCGCACGCAAUGCUGCCGGCCUGCUGCGGGCCGACUUUCCACUCUCCGUGGUCCAGCGUGAGCCAGCCAGGGACAAGGCCCCCAGUGCCCCCACCCUGGCUGAGUGCCUGGCCAACACACAGGCCUGUGCCAGCCCCACCUCCAGCCGUGUUCUCUGGCACUUUGACCCACAGCGGGGCAGCUGCAUGACCUUCCCAGUUGGCAGCUGUGACGGGGGCACCUGGGGGUUUGAAACCUAUGAGGCGUGCCAGCAGGCCUGUGCCCGUGGCCCCGGGGACACCUGUGUGCUGCCAGCCGUGCAGGGCCCCUGCCAGGGCUGGGAGCCACGCUGGGCCUACAGCCCCCUGCUGCAGCAGUGCCACCCCUUUGUGUACGGUGGCUGUGAAGGCAACAGCAACAACUUCGAGAGCCGAGAGAGCUGUGAGGAUGCCUGCCCUGUGCCGCGCACGCCGCCCUGCAGGGCCUGCCGCCUCAGGAGCAAGCUGGCACUGAGCCUGUGCCGCAGCGACUUCGCCAUCGUGGGCCGGCUCACCGAGGUGCUGGAUGAGCCUGAGGCAGGCGGCAGCAGCAUCGCCCGCGUGGCCCUAGACGACGUGCUCAAGGACGACAAGAUGGGCCUCAGGUUCUUGGGCACCAAGUACCUAGAGGUGACGCUGAGCGGUAUGGACUGGGCCUGCCCCUGCCCCAAUGUGACAGCCGGGGACGGCCCACUGGUCAUCAUGGGUGAGGUGCGAGACGGGGUGGCCGUCCUGGAUGCUGGAAGCUACGUCCGCACUGCCAGCGAGAAGCGCAUCAAGAAGAUCUCAGAGCUCCUGGAGAAGAAGGCCUGCGAGCUGCUCAACCGCUUCCAGGACUAGCCCUGCCCACCCGGUGCUCUGCCUGCCCCUGCCCUACCAUGCCUCCAAAUAAAAUUGGUUCCCAGGAGGGACCUUGUGGCCUGCUGAUGCUGAGCCUCCCAGGGGUACUACCCUUUCCCCACCCAGCCUGUAAUUCAGCUAGGGUCCUGCCACCACUCUGGGGCUUUGUCUCCCAUCCUAGGUCACCAGGGAGCACCAGUUUCCCACUGGGGAGCCUCCUGUCUCCCUGCAGGAGGCCCAGAAGUGGGUGCCACCUCCCAUGGUGGAGGUCCAUGCAGCCAGCUCAGUCCUGCCUCAGCAGUCCCUGGGUCCUCUUCCUUCUGUGCUGCCCAAGCAAAGCAGCAAGGUCCAGGAUGUCCCCAAGUCCUGGCCCCACAGGCCAGACCCUUC
Hipposideros armiger (great roundleaf bat) is the source of this 4013-nucleotide messenger RNA. RefSeq names its product WAP, follistatin/kazal, immunoglobulin, kunitz and netrin domain containing 1 (gene WFIKKN1). Bases 1974 to 3623 code for a protein of 549 amino acids. The transcript is spliced from 2 exons. Gene Ontology annotation, biological process: transforming growth factor beta receptor signaling pathway. Gene Ontology annotation, cellular component: extracellular region. The record is from RefSeq and is a predicted model, not a curated record. Lineage: Eukaryota; Metazoa; Chordata; Mammalia; Chiroptera; Hipposideridae. Gene Ontology annotation, molecular function: serine-type endopeptidase inhibitor activity; receptor antagonist activity; transforming growth factor beta binding.